CUCUGGCCUUAAAAUGUAUGUUUUUCAGGGACCUAAUUAGCCACUCCCUAGCUCCUGAGAGCAGACUUCUACUGGGUCAGGAGCACAAACCCAGAAUAACCUACUUGCAGGGACAUGAUUAAGGAUGCGUUAGGCAGAUGUCCUCGUUAAUGAUGAUACUGAAAAACCCACGUGAAGGAGCGAACGUCAUCCGCAGACUCACACUGAAAGUAUAUCAGUUUCUGUAGAAGCAGCAGCAGCAGCAGCAGCAGCAAGAGGAGGAGGAAGAGGAGAUACAUCCCAGAGCAAAAAACUGGCAAUCAUGGUCGUUGUGCGGAUCGUCGCGUGCCUGUGCCUGCUGGUGAGCUUCUCGCUCCAGGUGGACGUCGUGAAAAGUGGGAAAGAAGAAGCAGGGAAAGCCGGGAACUUCAUGGAAGACGAGCAAUGGCUGUCAACCAUCUCCCAGUACAGCCGGAAGAUCAAACACUGGAAUCGCUUCAGAGACGAAGUUGAGGAUGACUACAUCAAAAGCGCAGACGAGAACAUGGGCUCUGAUGAAACCGUGGACACCACCAAGGACCCGUGCCAGAAUGUGAAGUGCAGCCGCCAUAAGGUGUGCGUCGCCCAGGGCUACCAGAGAGCCAUGUGUGUCAAUCGCAAGAAAGUGGAGCAGAGAGUAAAACAACCCGUGCAACAGGAAGCUCACGAAAGCAGCUGCAAGCCAUGUCCUGUUGUUGCCUCUACACCUGUAUGUGGCUCUGAUGGACACAACUACGCCUCUGAGUGUAAGCUGGAGCAGCAGGCCUGCCUCACAGGCAAAGACCUGAGCAUCAUGUGCACUGGCUUUUGCCCCUGUGCCACCGCCCCUGUCACCAUCACAAACACUGACAUAAAACGUGAGAGCUGCACCGGCCAGGACCUGGCAGACCUGGGCGACCGCCUCAGAGACUGGUUCCAACUCCUUCAUGGAAACGCCAAGCAGAACAACUCUGGCAAGCUCAGAGCUGGCACCGCUUCAGCGCUGGACAGGAGCCUUGUAGCAAGUUGCAAGGACUCCAUCGGCUGGAUGUUCUCAAGGCUUGACACAAACGGUGACCUGUAUCUGGACCACGCCGAGCUGGCUGCUAUAAACUUGGACAAGUAUGAGGUCUGCAUCCGACCCUUCUUCAACUCCUGCGACAGCUACAAGGACGGGAAGGUUUCCACAGCAGAGUGGUGCCUAUGCUUCUGGAGGGAAAAGCCGCCGUGCCUUGCCGAGCUGGAGAGGAUCCAACUGCAGGAGGCAGCCAAGAAGAAGCCCGGGACAUACAUCCCCAGCUGUGACGAGGACGGCUACUACAGGAAGGUGCAGUGUGACCAGAGCCGAGGGGAGUGCUGGUGUGUCGACCAGCAUGGUGGAGAGAUGAUGGGAACCAGAAUCCAUGGCAGUCCUGAUUGUGAUGAAGUGGCGGGAUAUUCUGGAGAUUUUGGGAGUGGAGUGGGAUGGGAGGAUGAAGAAGAGAAGGAGGCAGAGGACAAUGGAGAGGAGGCCGAGGAGGAGGAAGAAGAGGAGGGCGAGGCAGACGAUGGAGGAUACAUCUGGUAGAACUGUCUGACCCCUUCGGUAGAGAGAGCCGUGUCAAAGCUACUGGCCUCAAAAUCGACAGGGACCGCUCUCUCCUGACAGCAAAGGAUUCUGGGAUGGGACUGAGGAGUAAUGGAAGUGUGUAUCAUCCUGGUGUGACGGUUGGUGCUGGUCCAGGGAUAAGACGAGGACCAGUUUUUGUCUUAGAUAUGUGUAAUUGCUUCAUUCUCCUCUCUGUGUUUUGAGUAACAGAGCUUUUUGUUUUGCCGUCCUCGAAUGCAGGACCCAUCGACUACUGCGCCAUAGGUAGCUAAAGUCCAUCAGAGUUUCUAUCUUGUCCGACCGCCAUCUAUGCAUAUAGAGAUUACCUGUAAUUUUGUAUUGUGUGAAUAUUCCUUGAGUAUUACAGUCACCGUCACACUGGAAUCAAAAGAGAUCAGAAAUCAAAGGAGAAGUUUAACAUUCUGGGAAAUAAACUUUCUUACAAUGAGUUUAAUUUGAAGCUUGACACAGCUCUCAUAUUAACUACAAAGCUAAAUCUAGGAGGUUAGCUUAGCUUGAAAAAGUUGCUUGGCUAUGACUGAAAGUAGAAAAAAAUGAGCUAAACAAAGACCUCUGAAGCUGACCAAGUAACACCUUAUAGUGCGAUUGGUAAAUCUACAUAUCCACAAAGUAAAGAAAAACAUGUUUUUAGAAAGUCUUAGGUGCUGCACUAUCUCUAGUCUCUGUGCUGUAAAGAGAAAUAGUCCACAACACCUGUGUUUACAUUGUUGUUCAAAUUUAACCAAUGAUAGUUAACAUAAGCUUGAGAUACGUCUUUUGUUACCUCUGGAAAGAGCCAGACUUUUUGAGUCCCUGCUAACGUGACUUUUCACAUUCUUUACAGAAGCUGUAAAGCUUUACUGCACUCAAACAAUAUUGUCUCUAAAAAUCCACUGAACACUACCUGUUUGAGAGAUGCAGCAUGUAUCUAACUGGAACAUUUGGUAGCAUUUAGCUCUUAAAGUGACAGACAUUUCCCUUUCCCAGGUGGUGGAGACCAAAAAAGAGCAAAAAAGGGUGAAAUUUUGACUCAUUUUUGCCUGUGGGUCCCUAAUAAGACUCUAAAUGAAUGCUAGCAUAAGUGCUAGACUUGACUGCUUGCUAUCCAGUACUAAGCUUUACUGCACUCAAACAAUAUUGUCUCUAAAAAUCCACUGAACAGUACCUGUUUGAGAGAUGCAGCAUGUAUCUAACUGGAACAUUUUGUAGCAUUUAGCUCUUAAAAUGACAGACAUUUCCCUUUCCCAGGUGGUGGAGACAUUUUGAUUCAUUUUUGCCUGUGGGUCCCUAAUAAGACUCUAAUGGCCCUUUUCCAGUACACAGUCCCAGCCCUACUCGGCUCUACUCGACCCUCCUCCACUCAACGUUACUUGGUUUGGGUAACUUUUCCACCAGCCUGAGUACCGACUCACAGUGGGCGCGAUACUGCAUUCACGUCAUUUUGAACGCAACACAAACACAACAAUCACAAACAAUGGAGGCAAUGGUGUACUUGCUGCUCGGUCUAUGGCUUUUUUGUCACAGGUCGAGCAAGAGAAGAGAAACCACAAAGAAACUUUGCGUUCAGACAUUGUACAGUACUGAUGUCGUUUUUUUUAAAUGGUGGGUUCCCUGACUAAUCAGUGGCCGGCAGUCCAUCGACGUCACCUUUUAGUAUCGUCUCAGCUCGCUUGGAACCAGAGCAGAGCAGGUACGAAAAAACUUGUAUCUGACACGAGGUACCGCGCCCGUGGAAACACAACACAAACCGAGUAGAGUCGGGUCAAGUCAAAUAGAGUAGGGCUAAGACGGGCCGGUGGGACUGCUUGCUAUCCAGUACAGCACAUGAACUUAAAAUUUGAAAUAUGCUCACAGCUUGUCAAAAGUAAAUUCCAUUGAAGAAUUAUGUUAUGUUAAGCCAACUAUCUCUCGGCUGUAGCUUCAUAGAGUUACAUUAGUUAGUUCAUAUUUCCCAAGAAGUUAAACUUGUCCUUUCAAUCAGCUCUGUUUAAUGUGGUUAUGUGUUUAAGAACUGACUCUGUAAAUAAAUUCAGUGUAAAUGAUCUGUGAAGCAAGUUUAGAGGAUUUUAGUAGCUAUAAGGUUUCAGGCUACCUUUAAGAUAAAGACGUGGCUACCACAGCUUGAAGCAGUUUUUAAAUAUGACUGUACAUGCUUUACAAAUGAAGUGGAGACACAAACGGGACCUAUAUUUCCAGUUGGAUUACUUUUAUUGAAAACCUGUAGAAUGUAUACUUUAAUGACCCAAACUGCACCUACAGUAGAAACCACUAGCUGCUGUUCUCUGCUAACUCUAAAAUCACGUCAAAUAAUGUGCCACACAUGUUUUAUUCUGUUUGCAACUUGAUGAACUGUUUUGUGUUUAUAAAAAAAAAGGAAAUGUGUGCAUUACUUGAAGUUCUGUGUGUAUACUUGAAUUCAACUUGUAAUUUUUUUCUAUGAGAUCACUGUUGCCAUGUCUUCAUUCAUGCUAUUACUAGGUCAGACAUUUGGUAGUUUUUAGUAUUGCAUGUGGGUAAAUAAGAAUGUACUUCUAGGCUGAGCACUUUACUAAUAAAGGCACUGGAGCCAAGCUGUA
This is a messenger RNA of Notolabrus celidotus (New Zealand spotty), 4161 nucleotides long. Its product is annotated as testican-2-like. Gene Ontology annotation, molecular function: calcium ion binding; protein binding. The transcript is spliced from 13 exons. NCBI's taxonomy places the organism in Eukaryota, Metazoa, Chordata, Actinopteri, Labriformes, Labridae. The coding region runs from base 302 to 1564 and encodes 420 amino acids. The record is from RefSeq and is a predicted model, not a curated record.